GCCAUUGUGCGGUACAUCCGUGUUCGUGUAUACACAUGUAGUAUCCAACGAUCUCUUCAGGAGACGCUUCAUCGUUAUUAAGUAUCCAGUACAUUUGGUUUGUGGUGUUCGUGUAUAUAAGUGUAUGCUCUUAAAUUACAUACGUAAUACGUCGUAAUUGUUGACACAGUCGCCAGCCUCUUUGUACCCUCCAAGAGGCAAGGGAUCGCCCUCCAGGAUCGUCGCUCUGCUCUGGAACGCUGGAAGCUCGUCGAUGUUGCAUCCGUCGGAAGGACUGCUACCACCACUCGGAUCACCUCCACUCGGAUUCGCACAACACUCAACGUUUUAUUCGAUCUAUUAUUAAUCGUAUGUUUCUUUUUGCUUCAGGUGCCGCCGUCGUCUCAGGAUCGUCCGUCGUCGUCCCACGGGAACUUCACCAGGACACCCGGAUUCCAUCGGACUCAGGAACCCUAAGAGCACAAUUGACAGAAAGUCGACUAAAUGUCGACUUCUAGAAGUUGACAGAAAGUCGACUAAAUGUCGACUUCUAAAUAGUCGACUUCUAGAAGUUGACAGAAAGUCGACUAAAUGUCGACUUCUAGAAGUUGACGGAAAGUCGACUAGGGCUACGGUAGACCCAGGUAGAACACAAAAUCACAAUAACAUCAUAAUGAUGUCAUUGUGAUUUUAUUUGUCACUUAUAAGUACAUAAAAGGUACUCUUAUGACAUCAUCAUGAUGAGUUAAGUGACAAAUGACAUUAUUGUGACUUCUGUGUUCUAUCUGGGGAGCGCAUAUAUUCUCGGAUCAUCCGACUCACUGACCUCCGGACACUCCUGGAUACGUGUCGCGAAAUCGCAACUCGCUCAUGUCCCGACCUCGGUCCCUCGGCACGCAACAAGUGGCGUGUUUGGGACUAGUGUGUGUGCGUGUGUCGAGCAUUUCUCUCUUUCUUCACUUCCGAGUGUGGAAUUUUGUAUGUUAUCCAGAUCCAGCGCUAUUACGUCGCUCUGUAAAACGUACAAUAUAUUUUAUUACUUCAAAGGAAGAUGUCAAAUGAUUUAUUUUAUGUUGUGGUCACUGAAGAGUGGGCUGCUGCAGUUCCAUCGUCUUGGAUAUUCCCCGAUAGUUUGGUGGCCUAAGGAAGACACAAUAACAUUGGCUAUAUCAAAAAAGCGAAAGCCUGAAAACUCUUGGAAUAAAACAAAGUAUCAGUAUUUGAUUGGACCUUUUGAUACAUAUAUUGAAGCUUGGAGAAUAGAGAAGAAAGCUAUUUGCAUUAGCACGGAUGAUGACACUGAUGCAUUAUUAAACAAAUUUUCUUCCGAUGAAAGCAAAAGGAAAAGAAAACCCAACAAACAGGAUGAUUUUCUCUAUGCUUCAGAGAACGUGUUGAAAAAGUUUCCAAACACUACUGUCAGAGAACUUGAAAUAUUAUUUCAAGAAUGGUUGCGUCGAGGUGGGGACCAAAUUCGCAGCAUCCAGAAAUCAGCAAGUAGGCCAUAAGCUGCAUUUAAAAUAUAUAUAUUUCAGUAUUGUAUGUUUUUUAUAACAAUAUUUUUAGUAUUCUUCGCGGUUGUUAAGAAAAACGUGUUUAAAACAAAAAAUAUAAAUAUAU
Messenger RNA from Monomorium pharaonis (pharaoh ant), 1599 nucleotides. RefSeq lists its product as uncharacterized. NCBI's taxonomy places the organism in Eukaryota, Metazoa, Arthropoda, Insecta, Hymenoptera, Formicidae. The transcript has 6 exons. The record is from RefSeq and is a predicted model, not a curated record. The coding region runs from base 960 to 1487 and encodes 175 amino acids.